AUGGAUGAUUGUUGGGAGAAUUUGUUCUCUGAUUUGGAUAUGAACAAUGAUAACUCCUUCAACCAAUGGCAAACAAAUUCUUUUCUUAACUUUGAAGAGCAUCUCACGCAGCAACCAAGCUUCUCUACUCAAACUCAUUUGAAGGAAGUUUACAACUUGGAGCAACUGGGCCAAUCUUGGCCUCAUUUAUCAUCGAAAAGGACCCUAAACUUUGAAUCCAGUGUGAGUCAAGGAACAAAGAGGGCUAGAAGCUCUUCGGAGACACAUGAUCACAUAAUGUCCGAGAGAAAAAGGAGACAAGAAAUGGCAGAGAAAUUCAUAGCACUUUCAUCUAUUAUUCCUGGCUUGAAGAAGAUAGACAAGGCCACUGUACUUGGGGAAGCUAUUAAUUACGUGAAACAACUUCAAGAACGCAUUGCAAUGCUGGAGCAAGAAAGUAAGAAGAAAAGUUCCAACUCAAUGAUCUUUAUUAAGAAAUCUAUAUCUCAUCCUAGCUGCUCUCAUGAUUACUGGGAACCCAAUCAAGUGCUCCCUGAAGUCGAAGCAAGAGGCAUAGAGUUAGAAAAGGAACUACUAAUUAGAAUCCAUUGUGAGAAACGAAAGGGCAUCUUGCUCAAACUAUUGACCCUACUUAAAAAUAUACAUCUCUCGAUUGCUAGUAGCAGUGUACUUCCAUUUGGAAAAAAUACCCUCAACAUUACCAUUAUUGCUCAGAUGGGUAAGGAAUACAACAUGACAGAGGAUGAAUUGGUGAAAAACUUGAGAAAGGAGCUUUUGAAGUUAUAUGACAUGUAA
Messenger RNA from Gastrolobium bilobum, 795 nucleotides. RefSeq names its product transcription factor bHLH25-like. The record is from RefSeq and is a predicted model, not a curated record. Gene Ontology annotation, molecular function: protein dimerization activity. Lineage: Eukaryota; Viridiplantae; Streptophyta; Magnoliopsida; Fabales; Fabaceae. The transcript has 4 exons. Bases 1 to 795 code for a protein of 264 amino acids.